Ipomoea triloba (trilobed morning glory) is the source of this 2089-nucleotide messenger RNA. RefSeq names its product early nodulin-like protein 2. NCBI's taxonomy places the organism in Eukaryota, Viridiplantae, Streptophyta, Magnoliopsida, Solanales, Convolvulaceae. Gene Ontology annotation, molecular function: electron transfer activity. Gene Ontology annotation, cellular component: plasma membrane. Bases 134 to 2002 code for a protein of 622 amino acids. The record is from RefSeq and is a predicted model, not a curated record. The transcript has 2 exons.
CCCAUCAAUUUCCAUUCUACUUUCUCCCUAAUUCACUCCUACAAAUCCCCUCCCAUCUAUCAUCUCUUUCUUCUUCUAAUCUCGAACUUCAUUCAUUAGAUCUAUAUAUAUACAUAGGCAAAUAUAUAUUAUCAUGGAUCUCCAAAAACAUCUAGGGAUUGUUGUUGUCUUAGUAUCAUUGGUUUGCUCAUCCUUGCAUGCUUACCAGUUCAACGUUGGCGGCAAGACUGGUUGGGGCUUAAACCCUUCAGAAGACUAUAAUCACUGGGCUGGACGGAUGAGAUUCCAAGUCAAUGACACUCUCUUGUUUAAGUAUGAGAAAGGAUCGGAAUCGGUGUUGGUGGUGAGCAAAGAUGAUUAUGAGAAGUGUAAUACGCAAAAUCCGAUCAAGAAAAUGGAUGAUGGGAACUCUGUUUUCCAGUUUGGAAGAUCUGGUCCGUUUUAUUUUAUAUCUGGGAAUCAAGAGAAUUGUGAAAAGGGACAGAAGUUGAUCGUUGUUGUUCUUGCUGUGAGGAACCGGAAUCCGCCGGCACCGCCUACGCCACGGUCUCCGGCGCCGUAUGCGAACGGUCCUAUCCCUGCUCCCCCGCCUAAAGGAUUCACUCCCUCAGGCCACGCUCCGGGAGCUCACCCGCCUAGAGGAUCGCCGGCUGCUUCACCGUCGGGGCAUGCUUCGGGUUCGGGAGUUUCUCCGGCUAAAGGGUCGCCUGCGGCUUCACCGUAUAGUAAUGCUCCGGGGACUUCUCCUAGUAAAGGAUUGCCGGUCAUUUCACCGUCAGCGUACGCGCCGGGAGGUUCUCCUAUAAAAGGAUCGCCGGCGGCAUCACCUUCCGGAUAUGCUCCUGGAGGUUCUAAGCCUAAAGGAUCGCCGGCUAUUUCACCGUCAGGCAGCGCGCCGGGUGCUUCUCCUUUCAAAGGAUCGCCAGCAACUUCGCCGUCUGGUUAUGUUCCUGGAGCUUCUUCGCCUAAAGGAUCUCACUCCACUUCACCGUACGGUAAUGCGCCGGGAGGUUCUCCUACGAAAGGAUCGCCGGCUACCUCACCUUCCGGCUAUGCUCCAGGAGCUUUAGCGCCUAAAGGAUCGCCGAAAACUUCACCUUACGGCAAUGCUCCCGGAGGUUCUCCUGCAAAAGGAUCGCCAGCUAGCUCACCGUCCGGCAAUGCUCCGGGAGGUUCUUCUGCGAAAGGAUCACCGGCUACCUCACCCUCCGGCAAUGCUCCGAGAGGUUCUCCUGCGAAAGGAUCCCCGGCUAGCUCACCGUCCGGCAAUGCUCCGGGAGGUUCUCCUGCAAAAGGAUCACCGGCUACCUCACCCUCCGGCAAUGCUCCGAGAGGUUCUCCUGCGAAAGGGUCGCCGGCUACCUCACCGUCCGGCAAUGCUCCGGGAGGUUCUCCGUCAAAAGGGUCGCCGGCUAGCUCACCGUCCGGCAAUGCUCCGGGAGGUUCUCCGGCAAAAGGAUCGCCGGCAACCUCACCUUCCGGCAAUGCUCCAGGAGCUUUAGGGCCUAUAGGAUCGCCGACAACUUCACCGUACGGCAAUGCUCCGGGAGCUUCUCCUACAAAAGGAUCGCCGGUUAGCUCACCGUCCGGCAAUGCUCCAGGAGCUUUAGCGCCUAUAGGAUCGCCGACCACUUCACCAUCCGGCUAUGCUCCAGCAGCUUCUACCCCAGUAGGAUCGCCCGCGAGCUACGCACCGGGAGCUGCUCCACCCAAAAGUUCCAUUUCACCUUCCCCGGCGGCUAUUUCCAUCACUCCGGCAUCAUCUCCUGGACCAGCCGCAUUUCCUGGGGCAAAUGGACCGGCAAGCAAGACUCCGUUGGCAUCUCCAGCACCGGCAAAGUCAUCCACAGCUCCUUCAACAGGCAGUCCGAGCUCCGGCAACACUCCGGCUGAUAUCCAGUCUCCCGGUGGUUCACCGCCAAACUCAGCAGCUGUGAAAACAUUUACUCCGUCAAUGGUCAUAGCGUCAACUCUCACAUUUAUCAUAGCUGUUGCUUUCUGAGAAUUCGGUUUCGUGUAUAUAUACGGAAUAAUAAUUUUUAUAUAUGCUUUUUUCUAGUAAUAAAUAAAUUUAUUAUUAUUAUUAUUA